AUGCCUAUAUGUGGAGUUUCUAUAAGUAAAAGGUGUGUAUACUUAAAUCUUACAGAGAUGUUGUUUACAUGGACGAAAAUUAAACUACAGAUGACAGCCCUGCGCGAUCUAAUCAAUAGAAGUAGGAAGAUAUGCAGUUGCAUUAAACCAUAA
Messenger RNA from Nematocida ausubeli, 153 nucleotides. RefSeq lists its product as uncharacterized. The record is from RefSeq and is a predicted model, not a curated record. The coding region runs from base 1 to 153 and encodes 50 amino acids. The transcript has a single exon. Lineage: Eukaryota; Fungi; Microsporidia.